This is a messenger RNA of Propithecus coquereli (Coquerel's sifaka), 1500 nucleotides long. RefSeq names its product complement factor properdin (gene CFP). NCBI's taxonomy places the organism in Eukaryota, Metazoa, Chordata, Mammalia, Primates, Indriidae. The record is from RefSeq and is a predicted model, not a curated record. The transcript is spliced from 9 exons. The coding region runs from base 37 to 1431 and encodes 464 amino acids.
UCCUCUUGGCACGGGGGCCAGGAGACAGUGCUCAACAUGACUGCCCGUGCACCGGCCCCUCGGUGGUUGCUGCUGCCGCUGCUGCCGCUGCUCACCCUGCCAGCCACAGGUUCAGACCCCGUACUCUGCUUCACCCAGUAUGAGGAAUCCUCUGGCAAGUGCAAGGGCCUCCUGGGAAGUGUCAAGGUGGAAGACUGCUGUCUCAACGCUGCCUUUGCCUUCCAGGAAGAUGGCAGCAAGAUCUGUCAGAUAUGCAGGUUCCCACGAUGGUCACCGUGGUCCCCAUGGGCCCCCUGCUCAGUGAAGUGCUCUGAGGGAUCCCAGCUGCGGCAUCGGCGCUGUGUGGGCCGGGACGGGAAGUGCUCUGAGAAGGCAGUGCCUGGGACCCUUGAGUGGCAGCUACAGGCCUGUGAGGACCAGCCGUGCUGUCCUGAGAUGGGUGGCUGGUCUGACUGGGGGCCCUGGAAACCUUGCUCUGUCACCUGCUCCAAAGGGAUCCAGAUCCGCGAGCGAGCUUGUAAUCACCCCGCCCCCAAGUGUGGAGGCCACUGCCCAGGAGAGGCACAGGAGUCACGGGACUGUGACACCAAGCAAGUUUGCCCCACACAUGGGGCCUGGGCCGCCUGGGGCCCCUGGAGCCCCUGCUCAGGAUCCUGCCACGGGGGACCCCAGGCACCUAUGGAAACGCGAAGGCGCACAUGUUCUGCACCUGAGCCCUCCCGGCAGCCUCCUGGGAAAUCCUGCCCAGGGCCAGCCCAUGAGCAGCGGGGCUGCACUGGCCUGCCACCCUGCCCAGUGGCUGGGGGCUGGGGGCCAUGGGGCCCUGUGAGCCCCUGCCCUGUGACCUGUGGCCUGGGCCAGACUGUGGAACAACGGACAUGUGAUCACCCUGUGCCCCGGCACGGGGGCCCCUUCUGUGCUGGUGACGCCACCCGGACCCACAUCUGCAACACGGCCGUGCCCUGCCCUGUGGAUGGAGAGUGGGAGGCCUGGGGGCAGUGGAACACCUGCACCCGCCCGAACGUAAAGUCCAUCAGCUGUAAGGAAAUCCCGGGCCAGCAGACACGCUUAAGGAUCUGCAAGGGCCGCACGCUUAAUGGACAGCGAUGCGCCGGCCAGUACCAGGAUAUCCGGCACUGCUACAACAUCCAGGGCUGCAUCUGGAAAGGCUCAUGGUCAGAGUGGAGUACCUGGGGACUGUGCAUGCCUCCGUGUGGCCCCAAGCCCACCCGUGCCCGCCAUCGCCUCUGCACAGCCUUGCUCCCCAAGUUCUCGCCCACCAUUUCCAUGGUCGAAGGUCAGGGUGAGAAGAACGUGACCUUCUGGGGGGCACCACGGGCACUGUGCGACGAGCUGCAGGGGCAGAGACUGGUGGUGGAGGAGAAACGGCCAUGUCUACACGUGCCUGCCUGCAAAGACCCUGAGGACUAGAAGCUCUAACACUUCUCCCUUCCACUCUGACCCUCUGAACUCCCAAACCUCAAUAAACCAGCCUCUUCG